Molecule: messenger RNA, 6254 nt
Organism: Cuculus canorus (common cuckoo)
Lineage: Eukaryota; Metazoa; Chordata; Aves; Cuculiformes; Cuculidae
Gene: UBE3B
Product: ubiquitin protein ligase E3B
Exons: 29
Coding region: 350-3562 (1070 amino acids)
Biological process (GO): ubiquitin-dependent protein catabolic process; protein polyubiquitination
Molecular function (GO): ubiquitin protein ligase activity; protein binding
Source: RefSeq, a predicted model, not a curated record
GCCCGGAGCGGUCGGAACGGCAGCGGCGGCGCGGGUUGCGGGCCGGGCCCGACCGCGGGGCGGCGCCGCGCGGCUCCGAGCUGCCCUGCGGCCCGCGGGCCCGGCCGGGCCUGGCGACGCCGGCGGGAGACGUGUCAGGAGCUGUGUGUGCUAGUGAACACAACUUAAGCGGUGGUGCUGCUUGUCCUCUCCUGAAGCAUUUCUGACUUCACAUCUUCUUGAGGGUACUGUGCAAGGUAACGUGCUUAUCUUGGCAGGAGCUAUCUGAAGCCACUGAGUGAAGAUCAUGUUUGCAUAGAAAUGAUUAUCAUGCACUUCUUUUGAAGAAGUAAGCCCUCAGGUUAUAAAAAUGUUCAGUGCGAGCCAGUCCUCCAAAGCCCAGUUCCUUGACAAAGCACGCCAGGCUCGGGAAGAGCGGAGGGAGCUGAAGGAGAGAGAGCGUGCUGCUGUCCAGAUCCAGGCUUUGAUCCGGAGAUUUCUCUGUCGAUGCCGCCUGCAGAGGGAGAUAAGGAGAGAAGUGGAGGAUUUCUUUGGGGCAAAUGAAUCUGGCUCCAGUAAAAGAAGCGCUCUUUCAGUCUUCAGAAUUGCUAGGAAACUGCUGUUCGUCUUUAAUCAUAAAGAGGACAAAGAGAGGUUUGAAAAGCUGUGCCGGUGCAUUCUUAAUAGCAUGGAUGUUGAGAACGAGCCCAAGGUGUGGUACGUGUCACUGGCACUCUCCAAGGAUCUCACGCUGUUAUGGAUCAAACAGAUCAAAGACAUCUUGUGGUUUUGCUGUGAAUUUCUCAAGCAGCUUAAGCCUGACAUCUUGCAGGACUCCAGACUGGUCAAUUUGCACCUCACCAUGCUUGUUACCUUCACAGACACUUCUACGUGGAAAAUCCUUCGGGGAAAAGGUGAAACUCUGAGGCCUGCCAUGAACCACAUCUGUGCAAACAUCAUGGGAUACCUAAACCAGAAGGGAUUUUAUUCUGUGCUGCAGAUUUUGCUAACGAAUGGCUUGGCGAGAUCCAGACCUUCCUUGUCCAAAGGCUCUUUAACGGCCAUCUUCUCUCUUGCAUUGCGCCCUGUGGUUGCUGCGCAGUUUUCAGACAACCUGUUGAGGUCUUUUCUGAUCCAUGUCAUGUCUGUGCCUGCUAUAAUGACUCAUCUUGCUACUCUGACACCUGAGCGUCUGGCAGUGAUAGAAUCUCAUGAUCUUUUCCGCAAGUUCAUCCUGUUUUUAAGUUGUGAAGCACAAUGCCGAGAUGUCUGUGUGUGCUUAGAAGGAAGUCACACUCUUUGUUUGUUAGGUAAUCUCGUGUACCUGGGCUCCAUGAAUGAUAAAAUCCUCGAGGAGGAGACGGCUCAUUUUGUGGGUGUGCUCAUCCACAUGCUCUCCUACUGCCAGAAGUAUGUUUCACAGAAGAAAUCCAACCUCACCCACUGGCAUCCUGUUCUGGGCUGGUUUUCACAGACUGUGGAUUAUGGAUUGAAUGAGUCCAUGCCUCUGCUGACAAAGCAGCUGCAGCAUCUCUGGGGAGUCCACAUGAUCCGCAUCCUUUUCAGUGAUGUGCUCAGCAAGAAAUUGCUGGAGAAUCAGGAAAUAGCUCAGCUGCCAACACAGCCAAUUUCCCCUCAGAAUAGCCUUCCUAUGAAAAAUCUUUUCAAGAGAGCUUUCCAGAAGUCUGCGUCUGUGCGCAACAUUCUCAAGCCUGUUGGGGGUAAGCGAGUGGACUCGGCAGAAGUGCAGAAGGUGUGCAGUAUCUGUGUCCUGUACCAAACCACACUUACAACGCUAACGCAGAUCCGUCUGCAGAUACUCACAGGCCUCACUUACCUGGAUGAUCUGUUGCCCAAAUUAUGGGCUUUUAUCUGUGAGCUGGGACCGCAGGGCGGGUUAAAACUUUUCUUGGAGUGCUUAAAUAAUGAUACGGAGGAAUCCAAGAGGCUGCUGGCCAUGUUGAUGCUCUUCUGUGACUGCUCCCGCCACCUGAUCACGAUCCUUGAUGACAUCGAAGUCUACGAAGAGCAGAUUUCAUUCAAACUGGAAGAGCUUGUUACCAUCUCAUCUUUUCUGAAUUCCUUUGUAUUUAAGAUGAUCUGGGAUGGAAUUGUAGAGAACGCCAGAGGGGAGACCCUGGAGCUGUUCCAUUCUGUCCACGGCUGGCUCAUGGUCUUGUACGAAAGGGACUGCCGCAGGCGGUUUGCUCCUGAGGAUCACUGGUUACGCAAGGACCUCAAACCCAGCGUGCUCUUCCAGGAGCUGGACAAGGACAAGAAACGAGCCCAACUGCUCCUGCAAUACAUCCCGCACGUCAUUCCUCACAAGAAUAGGGUGCUGCUUUUCCGGAAUAUGGUUACAAAGGAGAAGGAGAAGCUUGGGCUGGUUGAAACCAGCUCUGCGUCACCUCAUGUCACACACAUCACUAUCCGCCGGUCCCGUAUGCUGGAGGAUGGAUAUGAACAGCUACGGCAGCUUUCCCAGAAUGCCAUGAAGGGAGUGAUCAGAGUGAAGUUUGUGAAUGAUCUGGGUGUCGAUGAGGCUGGUAUCGAUCAAGAUGGUGUCUUCAAAGAGUUUCUGGAAGAGAUAAUCAAGAAAGUGUUUGACCCUGCACUCAACUUGUUCAAGACAACCAGUGGUGACGAGAGGCUAUAUCCAUCCCCAACAUCCUACAUUCAUGAGAACUACCUACAGCUCUUUGAAUUUGUGGGGAAGAUGCUUGGGAAGGCUGUAUACGAGGGAAUAGUUGUGGAUGUACCAUUUGCUUCGUUCUUCUUGAGUCAGCUCCUUGGGCACCACCACAGCAUCUUCUACAGCUCUGUAGAUGAACUUCCCUCCUUGGACUCAGAGUUCUAUAAAAAUCUCACUUCAAUUAAGCGUUACGAUGGUGAUAUCAGUGACUUGGGCUUAACGCUGUCCUAUGAUGAAGAUGUGAUGGGUCAGCUUGUUUGCCAUGAACUUGUUCCUGGAGGGAAGACCAUUCCUGUUACCAAUGAAAAUAAGAUCAGCUACAUCCAUCUCAUGGCUCACUUCCGGAUGCACACGCAAAUCAAGAGUCAGACAGCCGCGCUUAUCAGUGGAUUCAGGUCGAUCAUUAAGCCUGAAUGGAUUCGUAUGUUUUCUGCACCAGAGUUGCAGCGGCUGAUCUCUGGAGACAAUGCCGAGAUUGACCUCGAGGACUUAAAAAAACACACAGUGUACUACGGGGGCUUCCAUGGGAGCCACCGAGUCAUUAUCUGGCUGUGGGACAUCCUCGGCAACGACUUCAGCCCUGAGGAGAGAGCCAUGUUUCUCAAGUUCGUUACCAGCUGCUCCAGGCCUCCGCUUUUGGGCUUUGCCUACCUCAAGCCUCCUUUUUCCAUCCGCUGCGUGGAAGUCUCUGAUGAUCAGGACACUGGUGACACACUGGGCAGCGUGCUGCGGGGCUUCUUCACAAUCCGCAAGAAAGAGCCAGGUGGGCGUCUCCCAACCUCCUCUACGUGUUUCAACCUCCUCAAGCUUCCCAACUACAGCAAGAAGAGCAUCCUGCGGGAGAAACUGCGCUACGCGAUCAGCAUGAACACGGGUUUCGAGCUGUCCUAGUUGCCAUGGCCCUGGACUCUGCAACGGGGGCUCUCGGAGCUGCUGACUGCUGCUGGAGGUGGAGGCCUUCGUGCACAGAGGGUGGAUCGGCUCCACGGGAGCUGGCUGCUCACUCGAGGGCUGGAGAGAGGCAGCUGAUAAUAAAGGUUUGCAGAGAAGAGCUGUGGGGCUAGACAGGGCUCGCUCUUCCUGGGCACUUCUCCAGGACGAAGGAGGUGAUGGGCCUGAUCCAAUACACUUUACUUGACACCCACGUAACUCGUCUUUAAAAGCAAACCCCAGGGAAGCAUAAAAGGAACAUUACAAGUGCCAGUCAGAUUAGUGACCGUAAUACCCCCCAGCGGGCUGUGCAGUCUGGGCAGCUGCUGCUGCGGGAGCGCUUCUUUUUCCUUUCCCAGGAGAUGAUCCAGUUUCUUACUGGGUGGAAGUGAGUCUGUGGGAAGCUGCGCAAAGGCAGAAAAAAGUGACGGAGCCCUCAAGGAGACCAUCACGAGGCUGCACUGUUGGAUGUGCCACAAAUGGGCACUGUUUACUCAGGACAGGUACUGCACGAGGGCUUCCUAAUGCCCUCGGUCUGUGCAAGGCCCUUGCAUUUGUCUUGGAGAAUGAACCACUUGCCCAGCUUUGAGAAGCAGCAGGUUAAACGCAAGCAGAUGGCCCCUGCCAUUUUCAGGAAGGCUUUGGAAUGCUGCAGGUUAAGAUCUCAAGCAGCAGGCAUGGGGGUCAGCGUGCUAAGCCAGCUGUGUAUCUGCCAAGCUCUUGCCAGAGCUGUGCUUUGAACGGAUGGGGUUGUUGUCUGAAUUUGCUCAGGAGCAGAAAAAGUUUCAUUGUAUUUAGUUGCCAGAGGACAGGAGGUGGCACACAGCUUAGGCAGCCCUUGGUCCCCGGUGCUCUCUGGAAGGGGCAUGCAUCGAGCUGCCGAGAGCCCUCUGGAAGCCUCCACUGGCAAAAUUCCUCUGACUUAGAAAGAAAUUUCACUUUGUUUGCAGGCUCUUUUUUUAGGGAGAUGUGCUGUUUCGAAACAGGACUUGGCUUCUGUGUAACAGCCACAUUUGCUUUGUUGCCAAACUAUUUAUUUGGGUCGCUUUGUCUCUUUCUGGCCUUAUUUUUACCAGUUGAUGUUUGUCUGUAACAGGCAGCUUUUUCAGGUUGCUCUGAAAGCAGGGGGGGUACACGUGUGUGUUGGGGAGGUGUGAACCCUUCCUGCCAUUUCUAAUGCAGUCCAGAGCCUGGUUUGUAAAGCAUCUUUGCAGCUUCCCAGCCCUGGUCCUUUGUGCUGCUGCAAGUCCUGCCUCAGCUGGAGCCAGCUGAGCGGAGAGCCUGCCGUCUCCUGGGCUGCUCCGUCCUCACUGGAUUUCUGGCAUGAAGGAAGGCCAUGGACAUUCUGCUGUUCAGGACAGGAUUAAAACUCAGUCACCUUCUCCCCUUCCCAUGUUGCUGCUCGGAUCCCACCGAGGCUGCUAGGAUCUCCCCUGGUCUUUCUUUCCCCUCCUGGCCUUCCUGUGGCACUGGUGGCCCUCACCCUGCGUUCUGCUCACAGCUCAGCCCGCAGCAGCCGCUUGGGCACGAGGCUGCUGUACCCUACCUCAUCCUCUGGCCAGCCGUGGUCCAUCUCAGUUGGAUUUGCAUCCCCAGGUGUGCUCAGCGUAGUUGGGGCUGUGUGGAGAAGGCUCCCUGGGCUCUUUUAAAGACCCUUUUAACCACAAUGUGUUGCAUGUUUCAAACAGACCAGAAAGUACUUGGCACUGUUGAGCCAGGAGCAUGGAGAUGGCCUUGGCUUCGGCUUCAUCAUUCUCUUCUGUCUUGCUUCAGCUGGUUUUCAGAGAAGUCACCCUUUUUAGAACCAGUGCCUGGAAAUGAAUCUGGAAAGCAACGCUGGGAUCCUUUUUCUUUGUCAGCUCAGUCAUAUUAAGCAGGAGUGUUCGGAAACGUUAGCAAGGACAGGAAUGUCUAUAUUCAGAACUCGAGCUACUGGCCCCUGAGCCCAGAGAAAUUAAAGAUGAUCGUACAUUUUUCUUUAUUUAUUUUUUUUUUCAAUAGAGAGCAUUUCAGCGUUAACCCAUUGCUGCCUGUGUAGCUGGGAGGUUUAGGCACUCGCUUGUACCAAUCAUAGUUUGAAAUAGCCCACAAGAUCUUAGUCUAGAGACACGCAGUGUGUCUGAAUAGAGCACAAUGAUUGUUCGGUGGAGUGAGUUCUGAACGUGGUGAAAUAAAACGAUAAAAUGUUUGUUCCCCUUUUUUCCCUCCAUCCCUCAGGAGUACAAUUCCUAGAAAAGCUCUUAAUGCCGACUUAGCUUGGUUCCUCCAAACUUGGAAAUAUUGCACUACGAGACACUACACCUGAUUUUUGUAGCUAGUGUAUAAAAUGUAAUUGUCUGGUGAACGCCCUGGUGGCUGCGUGUGUGACAACAUUUCUCUUGAGGAGCUGAUUUCUGUGUGACUGGGAGGCUUUAGUGCGUUUUUCCUGGAGCAGGAAGCAGGAGGCUGCGAAUGUGCGUCGGUCCCUGCCUGCCCUGCUGUGUUGUGCACGGGUGUUCUUUGGAGGACAGGGGUGGUUUUGCCACAGGAGAUUAAUGACUAUUUUUUCUAUAGAAGACUCACUGCUGCGGAGGCCUUGGUUACAUCCCUUGUAUUGGAAAUGCAGAAAAGAGAAAAAUAAACCUGGUGUGAGUUAAGAUGAUUGGAUGUCUCC